AUGGCUCUACCUUUUGUAUCUCAGAGUCACAUAUAUGGCAUAAACACACACGCAGCAGCGCCCAUACACCGUCUCUCAAAUGGCGGACCAGACAUGAUACUGUUCUAUUCAGCAGGCUCGCAACUCGUAGUCCACAAUUUGGAAACCAAGACGCAAAAGUUUAUAUCGUGUGGCAGUGACGGGGAAGUGAUUACUGCUAUUGGAGUAUCUGCAAAUGGUACUUAUGCUGCUGCUGCAUUGUCUAAUGGGAAUGGACCUGCUUCGAUCCUUGUGUGUGAUUUGACUACGAUGAGGAAGAAGAAGAUUGUGUAUGCUGAGGCAGCUGUCAAGACUUUUAUCUUUGUGGCAUUCUCGGAUGAUGGAAAGUUGCUGCUAGCUCAAAGUGCUGGCCCAGAAUGGAAUCUAUACUGCUGGGCCUGGGAAAAACCCAAACUGAUAACCUCCAUCAAAACAUCCACCCACACCGCAGUCCACGGCUCUGACGCCGAUCUACGCCAAGCCGCCAUAAACCCAUUCGAAUCUUCACUAACCCAAAUCGCUAUCUGUGGCGACCACCUCUUCCGAGUCUUUACACUCGUCGACUCACAUUUCAAGAUGACUGUACAACAUAAACCCGACAAGAACCUGUUAUGUCUGGCAUGGUUGAGCGAUACACGGAUUGCGUGUGGGACAGACGAUGGUCAUGUACUGGUGUUUGAGGGUAAUGAUGUGCUGCUGGAUUUACAGCCCACCAUGCCGACUAAUUUCAAGAGUGAAAUACCUGUCAGUGUUACGGCGUUGGCUUCACAUGGAUUGGGACUUGCUGUUGGACUAUCAACUGGACAUUGUAUAUCGUAUGACAAGAACGAUAACGCCGAGUCUCUGUAUGCGCAGUCACGGAUUUACAUCACCUCACCUUCACAACUUGUAAACUCGAUAUCUAUUGGCCAUUCAGAAGAUUUAGCGGUCUGUAUCGUGAACGAUGGUGGUGUGUUUGAAGUGCCGUUGCUCGGUGAAGAUCCACUGGAAGGUGUUGAGCUGCCUGCCACGAGAAUGCUGCAGAGGUUUCAUAGUGGUUCUGUUGUGGGGCUGGAUGUAUGUAUUAGGAAGCCCAUGUUUGUUACGUGUGGCACGGAUAAGACUGCACGAGUUUGGAAUUACUUGGAGGGUACUGUUGAUGCAGUUGCAAAUUUCGAGGAGGAGCCUACAUGUAUCGCACUACACCCCUCAGGCCACUACAUGUUCGUCGGAUUCCCAGACUGCGUGCGAAUGUUUAACGUCCUGUGCGACGAUAUUCGUCCCUUUUGGGAAAAUCCAAGUGUCGGAUGCCGUGAAGCCAGAUUCUCACACGGAGGACAAUUCUUUGCAAUGUCUGUCGCUUCCGCAAUUGAAAUCCGAUCUUCAUGGACUUGUGAAGUUGUCAUGACACUGACUGGUCAUGAAGGCAGGAUACGAUCUAUUACUUGGUCGGGAGACGACGCGAGACUGAUUUCUACUGCCAUGGAUGGAAGUAUUAUUGAAUGGAGUUUGCUGAAUAGGAGUCGUGAUAGUGGAUGUGUGAGGACGUUUAUUGCUGUGCCGAGCUCGGAGGUCCUGUAUUCUUGUGUGUCGUAUUCGCCGGAUGAGAAUAGUGUGUAUGCUACGGCCAAUGAUGCGAGCUUCAAGGAGUUUUCAAGAGCUGGGUUGCUUGUGAGGGAUGUGCCUAUGAAGACUUUAACAACUCCCACAGUUCAACUUUCAAACUCUCGACGUAUGCUCUUUACAUCAACAGCAACAGGAGCUCUUCGAGCCCUCCGAUUCCCACUGCCAGUCCCUAAACAAAUAAUCCACGCAAACGACGACGCUGCUUCUGAGACAUCACCACAAGCCCUAGCACUACCUACUACAUCAACCAAUCCCACCAUCCACACUCCAGCCACACAACCCCUGUCCGUUACAGCCCAAAAUCACGGCAGCAUCGUGCCACCAACCCCAGUAUCCAAAGCACCACGUCAACCACAAUCCCUCAUCGUAAACAGGCAGGAUAUCGAGCAUGUCGAUCAUGCUUCCCAUUCUAUUGGUGUUUCUAAACUACGAUCAUCAUAUGAUGAUGCAUUCUUGUUUUCUGCUGGAGAAGACGGCUCAGUCAUCGUAUGGAAGGUUGUUGAUAGGACUACGUUGCCGCCAGCCAUGAAAGUGAAAGAGAUGAAGGAGAUGAUUCUGGCCAAGAAGGAACCGGUGCUGGCGUAUGGUGAUGAUGUUAUGGUUACGAAAUCGGAUUUGAGGGAGAUGGCGAAGGGGACUAGUGUGCUGAAGCAGCAGGUUGAGGAUAUUCGGAAAUCAAAUGAAGCUCGUCUCAAAGAUCGAGACGAUACGCAGACAGCGUCGUUGAAGGAGCUUACUGAUAAGUUUGAUGCGGAGUUUGUUGCUCUGAAAGAGUUCUAUGACUCUUUGAUACGAGGACGAAUAGAAAACCAGAGCAAGUUUGAAAGGCUUCUGGAAAAGAUUCGUGAAAAUGCUGCCAAUACUCGUCAGGAAGCAAUCAAAUCUUUUGCAAAGCGAAUGGAAAUAGAAAUCGAAAAGCAAAACGAUAUUCAAACCACAAGUCGUGAGGAGAAGCAAGCAUGGGAGAAACAAAUCAAGGAAGAUGAAUUGGAGUAUUCCAAAACUUUUGAGCGUAUACGAGAGCAGAAUGAGGCUCGUAUUGCUGAGAAGAGUGCAGAUACUUUACGUUUACGAAUAGAGAUAUCCAAAUGCAAUGACUCCUACUCCCAAACAAUCUCCGAUCUCUCUUCAACAUCAUCAGAAGAGAUGAUUGCUAUCCAGGUCCAGAACGAGGAAAAGCUAGCCAUAGAACGUGAAGGCUUAACAUCAAUUAUCGCCGAAAACAAUGCAACAAAAGCAACCUUCCAGAAACUAAAUCUCGAAAUCAUCUCAUGUCGUAGCGAACUUUCCCAAUUCGGCAUUGAGGAAAAGAAGCUUCGUGAACGUAUGAAGCGAUUGGAACGUGAAUUGGAAUUACAAAAGAAGGAGUUGGGGGAGAGGGAUAGCAUGAUGCGUGACAAGGAUGGGAGGGUGAUUGAUUUAAAGAAUAAGAAUCGAGAGCUGGAAAAGUUUAAGUUUGUGCUGGAUUACAAGAUUCAGGAGAUGAAGAAGCAGAUUGAGCCGAAGGAGGCUAAUGUGGUUGAGUUGGCUGAGCGUAUCAAGUACAUGGAGGCAGAACUACAUGAAUACCAACUCCAUUACCAUAACCUCCUACGUGAAAACGAACAAGUACACCAAAAAUUCAAAGCUAUAUGUCAAGUUCGUGAUGACGAGAGGGAUCGAGUUAUAGAAUGCUCGUCAUUUAGAGAUCGAAUCAGGGAUGACGUUAUGACCAUAUACAAGCUGUCUAGAAAGGAUGAUGUCAAUGCUUUCAAGCUCGCAGCUAUAACCUUUCUCCACAAAUACAAUCCACCCACACCAACCAGCGACUCUGACCUCCUAACCGCAUCGGCCAAACAAGGCACAUCCAAAUCAGAACGUGAAUCCCUCCUCCGUCACCGUGACCUUCUAGAACACGGUGUAUCAACACUACGCCGAACCGUCGCUGCCAAGAUGGACCAAAUCGACUUUGAGGAAAGGCGAGCCAAGACUGAAAACUUGGCGCUGACGAAUGAGUUGAAUGAUCUGAGGAGGUCUACGAUACAUUGCCUGAAUCGGCUGAGAGCGCUUGGUGUGGAUCCGGCGGGGGAUAAUGUGUUUGAGAAGAGGGAGAGGCUGCCUCCAUUGGCCUGA
Synchytrium microbalum is the source of this 3735-nucleotide messenger RNA. RefSeq lists its product as uncharacterized. The transcript is spliced from 12 exons. Gene Ontology annotation, molecular function: protein binding. The record is from RefSeq and is a predicted model, not a curated record. Bases 1 to 3735 code for a protein of 1244 amino acids. NCBI's taxonomy places the organism in Eukaryota, Fungi, Chytridiomycota, Chytridiomycetes, Synchytriales, Synchytriaceae.